Messenger RNA from Vanderwaltozyma polyspora DSM 70294, 2121 nucleotides. It is a transcript of the gene STE12, whose product is annotated as homeodomain family transcription factor STE12. The record is from RefSeq and is a predicted model, not a curated record. NCBI's taxonomy places the organism in Eukaryota, Fungi, Ascomycota, Saccharomycetes, Saccharomycetales, Saccharomycetaceae. Gene Ontology annotation, cellular component: nucleus; Tec1p-Ste12p-Dig1p complex; Ste12p-Dig1p-Dig2p complex. The transcript has a single exon. Gene Ontology annotation, biological process: regulation of pseudohyphal growth; sexual reproduction; regulation of DNA-templated transcription. Gene Ontology annotation, molecular function: DNA-binding transcription factor activity. Bases 1 to 2121 code for a protein of 706 amino acids.
AUGCGGGUUAACAAUAUAGGAGGAAGAACUGAAUCGGUGAUGAGGUUAGAUCACAACGGUCAUAAUCAGCAAAGGGCGUCUCCAGAACAAGUAGAGGAAUCUUUAAAACUUAUAGAUGAUUUGAAAUUCUUCCUGGCGACAGCACCUGUAAAUUGGCAAGAAAACCAAGUCAUUAGAAGAUAUUAUUUAAAUAAUGAUCAAGGUUUCACGUCAUGUAUUUUUUGGAAUAAUCUGUUUUAUAUUACAGGUACAGACAUCGUAAAAUGUUGUAUGUACAGAAUGCAGAAAUUUGGCAGAGAAGUAAUACAAAAAAAGAAAUUCGAAGAAGGUAUCUUUUCUGAUCUAAGACAUUUAAAAUGUGGUAUUGAUGCAACUUUAGAACAACCCAAGUCUGAAUUUUUAUCAUUCUUAUUUAGAAACAUGUGUCUUAAAACUCAAAAAAAGCAAAAAGUAUUUUUCUGGUUUAGUGUACCUCAUGAUAAAUUAUUUGCAGACGCAUUAGAAAGAGAUUUAAAAAGAGAAAGUUUAGGGCAACCUUCAACAACAAAGCCAAUUAAUGAUCCAGCCGCUUCUUUCCAAUAUAACUCAGAUUCAGAAUAUUCUUUAUAUGAUCAACUUUCAUUGCAUGUCAAUUCGAAAAGGACAAAUAAAGAAGUCUAUAAACAAGUACAAUUCUCCCCUGAUGAUGAUUCAGCUGGCACUCCGUUGAAUAAUCAAACUGAUAUUAUGAGAGAAGAUGCAGGAAGUACGAGUGUACAAACAUCGUAUGAUGAAAACGACAACGCCAAAAUAGAUCAAUCUCCGAUGCAAAGUCAAGAUGUCAACGAAGAUCAAGAUAAUAAAUUCUCUCAACAGACAUUGGUUCUUGAUUCAAAUUCACUAGAUAUAAAUACAGACAGUGCAUCUUUCGAAGCAAAACAACAUGAUUCGAUUAAUAAAUUGGUGGAGGAAGACGAUUUCCCAUUAGAUUAUGUACCGAUUGAAAUAGAAUAUCCAAAUCAAGAAGAGGCAAUAGAUGGCUUUAGCAUGCAACCUAAUGAUAUGUUUCAACCUUCGUCUAUGUUGUAUGAAAAUUCAAUGGUUUUCCCAGAAGAUGACUUAAUGCCAACGACGGCUACUAUGGGUAAAUUUAACUAUCCAAUGGCUGCACCAAUGGGCUGGCCUGUUUCGGCAACAAGACCUCAUUUCAUGAUGAAUUCUGAGUAUUAUGCUUCAAAUGGAAAGAAUCUUCCAGAUUCCCCAAAUCCAUCAAGAAAAAAUGCAUCAGUUAAAAAACAAACUAAUAUAGAUCUAGUUAAAAAAUCCAGUAAUGAAAAUAAUGAAAAUGUUGAAAGUCAAGAAGAUGAUGAAAACGUAUCCCAAAAUGGAGAUGUACCACAAUAUCCAAUGUAUCCUAAUCCAUAUCAGUAUCCAUAUCAGUACAAUAAUUCGAUGGUACCUCCCAAUGGAUUCCCACCUAAUAUGUAUAAUGGAUAUCAAAUGGAACCAUUCCCUCAGCCAGUUGACGCUUCCACAUAUCCAUAUGAUGAUUUUUUUCCAUCUCAUGAAGGAUUUGAUGAGGGCUAUUUCCUACAAUCUGAACCAUUUAGCUGGGGUUAUGUGCCUCCACAGGGAAUGCAAUUAACAGCGCCACCAUAUAUGUCAAAGGUAUACUCACAGCAAGGAUUUAAACAAAAUCAAAUUCCACCUAGGAAUUCGUAUCAAUCAUCGCAGGGUCCUUCUUGGAACGGUCAAACUGGCCAAACGGGAUAUCAUUCAAGAAGUAAUUCCAAAAACUAUCAGAAUACACCAAUGCGCUCUCAAGGAGCUCAAGCACAGGGUGAACGCUGGAGGCAUUUUCAUCGUAAUUCUCAAUCCGCUACUGCCACCAAAUUUUAUUUUUCAAAAGCUGGUAAAGUUAAUAAGCAAGGUGCAAGAAAAGUGCCUAACCAACAACGUCAGUAUAUGAUGAAACAGAAUCUAAAGAUGAAACCGGAUAUGGUAAAUAGCAUGGGAAGUGGUAGCUCGAGUGGUAAUACUGAUAUUAAUAAAAAUACAUUACCAGUCUUAACUCCUGAAUCAACUAAUUUAAUAAGUCAGUCUGAAUUAACAACUGAUAAGACGGAUCUUAAUUCCGAAUGA